This is a messenger RNA of Patiria miniata (bat star), 1323 nucleotides long. It is a transcript of the gene hspbp1, whose product is annotated as hsp70-binding protein 1-like. Lineage: Eukaryota; Metazoa; Echinodermata; Asteroidea; Valvatida; Asterinidae. The transcript is spliced from 7 exons. The record is from RefSeq and is a predicted model, not a curated record. Bases 201 to 1208 code for a protein of 335 amino acids.
GUAAACGAAACUUCUCGAACACGUGUGACAUGACAUGCAACAACGGAAUGCACAGACAUUUGUAACAUUAUACAUCACAUGUGCAUAUAGUCUAGAGACAAUCUUAAGGUGAAUGUUAUUGUGUGUAUGCCUGUAAUGAUUCCAUCAUCAGAUCAUUGGAUCCUGAAGUUAUAGAUCAGUAAAAAUCGCAUCCAGAAGACAUGGCAAGCUCCGGUGGUAAUCAGGAUGACAAUUCAUCGUCUGGAAAUGAACGAAGACAGCCUAGAUCACUUGAAGACGUGUUAAAAUUGGCUGUUCAGAAUACGCCUACAGGAGAAGAACCGGGAACGCAAGGAGAUCAACACGCCCAAAUGGACCCUGAAAGAAGAGAGUUCCUGAACAAGGUCUUUACUGAAAUGCACAAGGACGAAACCAAGGAGAUGAUAUCGUUAGUGGAAACAGUGAGACAAAAAUUGGACUCUGAGAAUGAGGUCGAUGAAGAAACGGUUGAGAAUGCUCUGGAGAACCUCCGAGAUUUGAGCGACACUAUCGAUAAUGCACAAGAUUUCCACAAGAUUGGUGGCACCCGGCUCCUCCCCCAGCUAAUGGAUCAUGCCAGGUCAGAGGUCAGAUGGAGGACCUUUGAUUUGAUAGCCAACCUGGUGCAGAAUGUACCAUUCAACCAAAAGGUGUUGCUGGAGAUGGGAGGGGUAGAGAAACUGCUGACUGCUGUGGAUAAAGAUUCAUCAGACAAAUGCAGAGUCAAAGGACUGUAUGCUUUAUCAUGUCUUGCCAGGGAUAAUGAAGCCUGCUUGAAGGUGUUUGUAGAUAACGACGGAUUCUCGGUGCUGAUGAGAGCGAUGCAGAGCGACGUGGAGAAACUGCAAAUUAAAUCUGCAUUUAUGCUGAAAGCUCUCUUCCAUACAGCGGCCGGGUUGAAAGACAUCUUACACAACAUGGGCAUGGUGCAUCAACUGAUCGGCCUGCUUCAGACUGAUCACACCCCAACACAUGAACACUUCAUGUCCGCUUUGCUUAACCUAGUCACGGAUCACACAGGCUGCAUCGAUGACUGCAGGCAACCGGAACUGCACUUCAAGGAGUUUCUGACAGCAAGGCAAGAAUUUCUCAACGGAAAACCCGAAUUUCAGGAGGAGUAUUCUUACAGCCAACAACUGAUGACUAUCUGCUUCAGUGGUAACCAUAGCAACACAACGUUAGACAGAUGAUCCUGUGGGGGGGGGGGGGCGAGAGCUAUGGGCGUGGCUUGGGGAGGAGAGGGGUUGGAUGAUGAGGAAAGGGGAUAAUUAAUUCUUGGAUUGUUCAAAGUUGCAAACCCUGUAC